Molecule: messenger RNA, 1871 nt
Organism: Anneissia japonica
Lineage: Eukaryota; Metazoa; Echinodermata; Crinoidea; Comatulida; Comatulidae
Exons: 5
Coding region: 59-1474 (471 amino acids)
Source: RefSeq, a predicted model, not a curated record
AAAAUCGAACGACGUUGUCGUUAUCUUUUCGUUAGCGUUGGUUAGCGGGAGUGCAAUUAUGUCGAAGUGUUCGGCUGUCGGUUGUGGCCGUAGAGUUGCUCGUAACUCCAAAUCAUUAAAUCACUCUUUUUAUCGUUUUCCGAGAGAAAAAGAGAGAUGUACAAAGUGGAUCGAAAAUAGUGGAAGACAUGAUCUACUACAGAAGUCAAUUGAUUAUAUCUACAGUAAUCACAGGAUCUGCUCAGAUCAUUUUGAGAGGUCUCAGUUGCUGUGUACAGGCAGAUUAGUGUGGAAUGCUAUUCCAACUAAAUUUGGCUCCACGAAUCCACCACAUCCGAUACUUUUCAAACGUAUAGUGCCAGUACCGAUAUUACUGAAAAAAGGAAAUAACCAAACAAGUGGUGCGACAAGAGCAGAGGUAGAACACAGCUAUGCAAGACAUAACAACAUAGGUCACUCCAGCACAAACGGUCCUGUCACACCUGUUCAGGUGACAAGAAAUGUUAACGUUGCAGAAAAGGUUGCAGAAUCAGGUACAGAGCCGAGUACUCAACGUGCACCAGAUGUGUAUGCGAAGUACAAGAUAGAUAUGGCGUUUCACAACUAUGCAAAGUAUUAUUCAAACGGAACUGAGCCAGACGUACAGUCUUACCAACACUCUAUUCCUUGUACACGCCCUGAAGUUAGAGACAAGAGCACGCAAAAGGGCGAAAUUUCCAAAAAUAGUAAGAAAAAAAGUGAGUCAGCAAAAAGAGUAGAGUUGUACAGACUGAGGUGUAAAGUAAAGAAGUUACAGUCACGUGUGAACCAUUUCAACGAAUGCACUUUAAGUACAACCGAAAAAAUUAUUGCAAGUGCUAAGGAGUAUCUCAAUGAAACAUCGCUGCAGUUUUUUGCAUGCCAAUUGAGAAUGUCAAGUAGAAGAGGCAAAGGGAGGCGAUACACAGAUGAGGAUAUGAAAUUGGCCUUUGACCUAUACAAGCAAAAUUCCAAGGCGUACAGAUUUUGUAAGAAAAUUUUUACGCUGCCAAUUGCGUCAUCAUUGAGAAGAUGGGUGAAAAAGAUGAAUGCAGAGGCGGAUCCUAAUACCCCACGUUUGGAAUUACCUAUGAGAAAGAGCGCGAAGAAGAAGAAGCCCGGAAAAAGAGGUCGCCCUAAGAAGGUGAAGCAAAAAUCAGGACCUGAUGAGACACCAUCAGGAUUAUUGCAGGAAAAAGGCACGACCAAGCCUCAAAGGAAAGUUGGCCCCAAGAAAAAGAAGCAACAAUCUAGUUUGAACAAUGUUCCACCAAGUAACCCUUCUGACAAUAUUCUGGUACGUAACACUUCAACCAAUAUUCCUUGUGACUCGAUUGUUUCAAACAAUACAUCUAGUUCUAACACCACAAUUCCUGUAGUAAUUAUGGGAAAUGGCAUGACUGAGGCCGAAACAAGUGUACUGUGUCUUUCAACAUUUAAUGGAAUGAUUAUAUGAGUGAAAACUUGUCUACUCAAGCCCUCAUGUUUAUUAAUGGUCAAAAAGCUCUCAUGUGGGUGGACACCUGACAAUACUCAAACACUGGAGUGUGUUUAUUUCAAAGUCAAAAAUUAAAACUUAUCAAAAGUGUUUUUUCAUUAGUAUUUCAACUUUUUUCAUUUAGUAAGAAAGAUAACAGACAAAAUUGACCAGCAUAUGGACCAGUGGUUUUCAAACUGGGCCAAUUCCCAAAACAAAUGUACAUCCAGGCAGUGUGCCAUGACCCAGUUCCCAGGACAUUUAAAUACAGAUAAAAUUUUAAAGUCAGGCUCCGGAGGAAAAAAAUUGUUUGAUAUGUUGUAGAACUGAUUUUUCUAAGACAGAAAAAAGUUGUUGGACGAAAACUGGGGAACGG